Messenger RNA from Styela clava, 1623 nucleotides. Its product is annotated as INO80 complex subunit B-like. Gene Ontology annotation, cellular component: Ino80 complex. NCBI's taxonomy places the organism in Eukaryota, Metazoa, Chordata, Ascidiacea, Stolidobranchia, Styelidae. The record is from RefSeq and is a predicted model, not a curated record. Gene Ontology annotation, biological process: chromatin remodeling.
CGAGGAAGUGCUCGUUUAAGGAUGCCGAAAUAUCAUUUCUGGAAAGACCGGACCCAAAUAAUUUUGAAGUUUUGUUUGCGGACCUUCGAUAAAAAUAGUUGAGUAGCCCUGGACUACAGUAUGCUGAAAUUAGCCAUCAGUACCGAUACCGGUACCCGUUACCGUACCCGUUAACCAUACCUGGUUGUAUAUUUUGAUAGAAAUGAUGGUAGCCUAUUAGUAUUUAUUCACAGGGUGGUCCAAACCCAGGCCCACAUCUGGGCCCCUAAAGCCUAUCAUAAUCGUUGUGACGAGAAAAGUAGCUUGCUCGAUUUCGGGUGAUCGUCUGCGCGUUUUGGACGACCAUUCGCAUACUUUGGUGGGCCUUAUUACGCCACUGUAACGUCGAAAGGUAAUUUUUCGGUAACGUAGUCAGGUGGGGGUUAGCAUUGACAUAAGCGAAAAUUGUUGAGCCAGGCCAACUAGAAGUGCAUGUGGUACGGUACUAAACUAUACCGGACCUGCAGAACCCCUUUCAGUACCCGCAAAGAAAUUAUUAAUACAGUAAUAGGCCUAUGCUAUGCCUUUUAAGAAAGAAUCAUUCGUUUUCAAGUCCAGAAGUUAGUACCGGUACCGAGAAAAUCCGCAGAAAAUAAUGGAAACAGUUUUUUUAGAUUAUGAUAAAAGUUUAAAAUUAGAACUUAAAGUUAAACUCAAAAUGAGCCGAAAUGAUAGAAACGAAAAAGUUUGAAUGAAAAGAGGAUUGCUGGCAACAUGGCAACAACAAAUCCACCAGACAUAAAUAUCGACGAGGAUGAGAUUAUAAUAGAUACAGAUCCAUACAUAGAGGAUGAUGAGGAGGCUUGGUUAGAUGCUCUUGAAAAAGGCGAUUUGGACGAUUAUGGUGAACUCAAAAAGGACAAAGAUCCUGGUUUGAUGACAGCAAGACAACGUGCUCUCAAAGAACGAACAAGUGCACUGUCUUCAAAAUCAUUUGCUAAUGCUACACUCCUCGGGAGAGGAACAGCCAAAGCUAGAGUGAUGACUGAAGAAGCACAGAAAUUGAAAGAGGAGAAAAAUAAGCGACGGAAACUCCAAGCAGUAAAGAGAGCAGAGGAAAGUCAAAAACAGACAAUUGAAAGAUUAAUUAAACAGCAAAGUGGUAGAAUAACCAAAGACAGACAGAAGAAAACGAAUAUUAAUAGUGAUUUUAGUGCGGCUCCACCUCAACAGAAGUCGCAAGCCCGAGUUGUAUCUAAAAUUAAGUGUGUCAGUAAAGGAACUACCAUAUCCCUUUCCUUUUCUGAAGGUUCAACAAAUCCAUUUCUGUUGAAGUCCGCACAGCUGACCAAUAUUAGGCCACAAAGGUGUAUCUGUGGUAAACCUAGAAAAUAUGCUUGCUCAAAAACAAAGGUUUCAUUAUGCAGUCUCCAGUGCUAUAGAGAAAAUAAAGCCCAAAAGGUCACAUAAAAGUUUGCAAUCUGAUAUUUGGUGCCAAGCGAAGUCGAUCUGCUCACUUCUAGCACAGGGGUCGGGAACCUUUUUGGUCAAGAGAGCCCUAAAAUAUACAUAUUUUCAAUUGCAUUUCCGUGCGAGCCAUAUAACAUUUCUUCACUUAAUCAGGCCUGAAACGUUUACUCAAAA